This is a messenger RNA of Leguminivora glycinivorella, 786 nucleotides long. RefSeq lists its product as uncharacterized. The coding region runs from base 1 to 678 and encodes 225 amino acids. NCBI's taxonomy places the organism in Eukaryota, Metazoa, Arthropoda, Insecta, Lepidoptera, Tortricidae. The record is from RefSeq and is a predicted model, not a curated record. The transcript is spliced from 3 exons.
AUGGACAACUUUUUACCGCCUAAAUAUUGCGAUGUGGGAAACAAUAAUUCUUUCCGACUGGCUGUGGGCCUCCGUCUAGGUGCUGAAAUAGUUGUCCCCCACUGCUGUCCCUGCGGCUCACAAGUAGACAGCCUGGGCUCGCAUGGCCUCUCCUGCCGUAGGAGUGCCGGUCGCCUGUCUCGCCAUGCCAGCCUCAAUGACGUGAUCCGUCGGGCUCUUGCUAGCGUAGGUGUGCCGGCCACUUUGGAACCACCUGGCCUGGCGCGCGACGAUGGCAAGAGGCCCGACGGAAUAACGCUCAUCCCCUGGCAGAUGGGACGGCCGCUUAUAUGGGAUGCCACGUGUGUGGAUACCUUAGCGCCGUCCCAUCUAGCUUCCACUUCACGGAAGGCUGGCGAAGCGGCGGCAGCGGCCGAAGCUCUUAAACGCCGCAAAUAUGCCUGUCUCCUGCAAAACCACAUAUUUGCGGCGUUUGCGGUGGAAACCUUGGGACCAUGGAGCGGUGAUGCCCUUAACUUCUUCCGGGUCUUAAAAAGAAGACUCCGGGAGACUUCGGGAGAUCCUAGGGCUGGCUCAUUCCUUGGCCAAAGAAUUGGCAUUGCUAUUCAGCGAGGGAAUGUAGCCAGCCUCAUGGGCACACUUCCACAGGGGACGGACUUGGGGGACCUCAGCCAUUAAUCGCCCACUGCUGAGUAUAGGCCUCCCUCCGUGUACGCCACUUACCCCGGUCCUGGGCUAAUCUCAUCCAGAAGUGCCCCGCAAUUUUUCGAAUGUCGUCCACCCAAC